Messenger RNA from Rana temporaria (common frog), 1047 nucleotides. RefSeq names its product gastrula zinc finger protein XlCGF17.1-like. The record is from RefSeq and is a predicted model, not a curated record. The transcript has 2 exons. Gene Ontology annotation, molecular function: DNA-binding transcription factor activity; RNA polymerase II cis-regulatory region sequence-specific DNA binding. The annotation marks the transcript as partial. Gene Ontology annotation, biological process: regulation of transcription by RNA polymerase II. Lineage: Eukaryota; Metazoa; Chordata; Amphibia; Anura; Ranidae.
AUGUUGACUCUCACUAUAGGCAUUGCUCAACCUAGGAACCAGUGGCAUGUGUCUUGGUCUUCUGCCCCAUGCCAGGCCUCUUAUCCUGAGGAACCUCAGACUGUGAGGGACGGUGCCGUCCUUCCAACAGAUAAAAGGUUUUCCUGUACUGAUUGUGGGAAGCAUUUCAAUUCUAAGUCUGGUCUUAAUAUGCAUAAAAUGAUUCAUACAGGUGAGAAGCCACAUUCCUGUUCUGAGUGCGGGAAAUGUUUUAUAUAUAAGUCGCGUCUUGAUAGACAUCAGAGAUCUCACACGGGUGAGAAGCCGUAUUCAUGUUCUAAGUGCAGGAAAUGUUUUUCAGAUAAGUGGUAUCUUGAUAGACAUCAGAUAUUGCACACGGGUGAGAAGCCGUAUUCCUGUCCUGAGUGCGGGAAAUGUUUUUUAGAGAAGUCGUAUCUUGAAACACAUCAGAUGUCUCACACGGGUGAGAAGCCAUAUUCCUGUCCUGAGUGCGGGAAAUGUUAUUCAAAUCAGUCCAGUUUUUCUUAUCAUCAGAGAUCACACAGGAGUGAGAAGCCGUAUUCCUGUCUUGAUUGUGGAAAAUGUUUUUUAGGUAAGUCGUAUCUUCUCAGACAUCAGCUGUCGCACACGGGUGAGAAGCCACAUUCCUGUCCUGAGUGCGGGAAAUGUUUUUCAUUGAAGUCAAUUCUUCUCAGACAUCAGCUGUCGCACACGGGUGAGAAGCCACAUUCCUGUCCUGAGUGCGGGAAAUGUUUUUCAUUGAAGUCGGAUCUUCUCAGACAUCAGAGGUCUCACACGGGUGAGAAGCCACAUUCCUGUCCUGAGUGCGGGAAAUGUUUUUCAUUGAAGUCGAUUCUUCUCAAACAUCAGAGGUCUCACACGGGUGAGAAGCCGCAUUCCUGUCCUGAGUGCGGGAAAUGUUUUUCAGUUAAGUUUAAUCUUGACACACAUCAUAGAUCACACACGGGGGAAAAGCCGUAUUCCUGUCCUGUGUGUGGGAAAUGUUUUUCACAGAAGGCACAUCUUUACAGACAUCAGAGAUUGCAC